UAUUAGGUAAACAACCCACAGCGGGCCAAACACUUCACAGCCGUCUCUCUUGGUCUCCGCCUCUACAAUCUCUCCUCCUCACUCACACUCUCACCAUGGGUCUCUCUGUUUCUCGUCUCCUGUCCGGCCUCUUUGGCAAAAAGGAAAUGCGUGCGAAUCCUCAUGGUAUGAUUUUUUCGAACUCUCGCUCUAGCAACCGAUGCGACUACGACCCUGUCUUCCAGGUCGGUCUCGAUGCCGCUGGUAAGACCACCAUCCUCUACAAGUUGAAGCUUGGAGAGAUCGUCACCACCAUCCCCACGAUUGGCUUCAACGUUGAGACCGUUGAAUAUAAGAACAUCUCUUUCACGGUGUGGGACGUCGGAGGUCAAGACAAGAUUCGUCCUCUGUGGAGGCAUUAUUUCCAGAACACCCAGGGCAUCAUCUUCGUUGUCGACUCUAACGAUCGGGAACGUGUGUCUGAGGCUCGGGAGGAACUGCAGCGGAUGCUCAACGAGGACGAGCUGCGCGACGCCCUCCUCCUUGUGUUUGCCAACAAGCAGGACUUGCCCAAUGCGAUGCAAGCAUCUGAAAUUACGGACAAGCUGGGUCUCCACGGUCUCAGACAGCGAACCUGGUACAUCCAGGCUGCGUGUGCCACCUCCGGUGAUGGUCUUUACGAGGGUCUCGAGUGGUUGAGCGCCAACAUCAAGCGCCGGGUAUAAAUGCUAUUCGGUAUACUUAAUAGCGCAUGUGGUUACGAUCCUUAACGAUAAACACACGGCCUUCCUCGCUAUUAGCAGUACCCAUACUCUUCCUAUCGAGCCUUUCCGCGCUUAUCCUGGUUUCUGUUUUGCCUCUUUAUGUAUAAAACCGACCCAUGGUCCUAUAAAAUGCUCGCCUAUUAGACAAUCUGGAUCCCGUUUUGAUCACCGCCCUUCUCCAGGAAACAGUCUGCCCACAGCCUCAGCCUCCUUCCGUCUCCGGUCUCCACGCUCCCGUGAUGCAGGAUCUCGCUGACUGGCACCAUAUUUGGCAAGUUUGUCCAGCAGUGAUGCCAGCCUCUUGUGCUUGACCACUGCGUACGAGGUCUGCCGCAUUGCGGGAACAAGAUAUUCCUGAACGCUGUUGUUCAGUGCAAUUGAUGUCGUCUGUCGGAUGCGUGUCAGAGUGGCCAUGCGCGAGAGCUUUUCCUUUACUGACCGAUCGGAGCUCGACGAAUGCGACACACAGAUGACCACGUCCUAUCCGGCGGAGCUCCUCUUCCAAGAAGUCGACAUCGAUGAGGAUGUUGGAUAUGGCAUUCUCAUUCAUCAUUGGGACGUUGCGCCCCGUAAGGAAGUCCUGGACGAUUAGGCUGAUAGAUCCCGGAUCCGACCAUGACUCGGACUUACCAUCAGACAGCUGGCGAUGUAAUCCACGGCGCCUUUGUAUGCUUCGUCCUUGUAUGCUUCUUUGAUGACCAAUGCGUCCACGACUGUCGUGAGCCAGUUGACGAGUUCGUACAGAUACAUGCUCGGUGCAUCCUCCCGACCGUUCGGCGUCCAGUCGUAUUCCGAAAGGCCGAAAAAGUCGUCCAGCUUCGAGGAGAUGAGCCCGGUGAUCCGAGCCAGCGCCCGAGAAAGUGUGUUCUCGAAUGAAGUGGAAGCAUUCAGGGAUAUCGGCCCGCCCCGCUGCGUGGAACUGAUGGAUGAAUGUAUGAACGCCAAUCAGAAAUGAGACUCGGACGUAUAGACUGCGAACCGGAGAUUAGUCAGCGAACGCUGUAGUUCGGCGCAGGCUACUUGGAAAUGCUCUAGAUUUGUUACAAUCUGAGCUAUCUGCGUCAGGGUAGCUGUGCUGGCCAGUCUUGUGCCAACAGUCUCGCUGAUGUGGUUGAUGAGCAGACUGUCAAGAGACUUGGGACGAAUCAGAAUUGCUGCAUGCACCGGAGUAUGGUCCGACCUUGCUCAAUAGCUCGUCGAUAUUCCUGUGAUGUUGUGACACUCCUUCAACAAAGGCAUAGAACUUCUGGAUAAAUGCGCGGAUCUGAGCAGAGAAUGAGAUUAAAUCGCUAUGCACUAUUUUGCACGGCUCACAUCUUGACAGCAAAGAUAAAAGCAGCAAUUUCUUCGGCCAGACGACAGAACAUCACACACCUUUGGACGGCAUCUUCCUCUUCCUCGCUGAUCCAGACAACUUCCAAGACGGUUUUCGCUUGGUUCUCUGUGUCGAUCUGCAUCGGUAGAUGAUCAUCUUGUUUCACGAUCUUCCAUGCGUAAGCAUUGGGCCAGGAAAACGAAAGAAGUUUGGCAUAUUUCUCGAACAGCACGAUGAUGAAAGAGUGCAGAGGAAUAGUAGAGUAGCUGGAGGACUGCAGACGAUGAGUUCACCAACGAGGGCAUUAGUGAAGUAUCAGUACCUCGAGAGUCAUGACAAAUUUGAUCAAGCAUUCUUUGACCGCCAAGAAAGAGUCAGGAUUGGUCUCUGUUCGCAAGGCAGCUUCGAUGGCAGAUGUUAGUCGAACCACCAGGCCAUCCCAAAGCUCUUCUACAUCUCGUUCAGAGCGAAAUUCGUCCGUUGUUUCGAGAACACGCGUCUCGACGAUGAAGAAACCGCAUAUCUCUUGCGUGAGGCUGUCGAGAGCGCCUAGUGGUAAUGGAGUGGGAAGGAUGAGGUCGGAUUGUGCCUCGAAAGAGAUGAGAAGACUGUUUGCAAGCGAUAAGUUACAC
Mycena citricolor is the source of this 2690-nucleotide messenger RNA. NCBI's taxonomy places the organism in Eukaryota, Fungi, Basidiomycota, Agaricomycetes, Agaricales, Mycenaceae. The record is from the annotation of a GenBank genome assembly.